AUGGCCAGCACAGGCCUCCAGAUGCUGGGCUGUCUAACUGGGAUUGUCGGGUGGCUGAUGGGAUGCGUUGCCACAGCAAUCCCACAGUGGAAAGUCCGCACCAUUGAUGGGGUGACAGUGCUCACAGUGGCAGAGGGCUGGGAAGGGAUCUGGAUGAGCUGCGUGAACGACAGUGGGGGGCUGCUGCACUGUCACGUGUACGACUCUCUAUUGGCGCUGCCUAGUGACCUGCAGGCUGCCCGAGUCCUCUUGUGCUUGUCCGUGGCCCUGGGAGUGCUGGGCAUGGCGUUCGCCAGUGUGGGUAUGAAGUGUACCCGGUUUGCCCGCAACGAGGAAAGUUUCAAGUCCAGUCUGGCUGUGGCUGCUGGCGUCCUGUUCAUCCUGUCUGGAUUCUGCGUGCUGGUUCCUGCAUCCUGGAUCGCCAGCAACGUUGUGAGCGACUAUUACAACCCGCUGGUGCCCCAUGGCCUGAAGGCACAGCUGGGAGACGCGGUGUUCCUGGGCUGGGGCGCGGCCUGCCUGUUGGUGUUUGGGGGGGCCAUCAUGUGCUGCUCCUGUCCGCAACAUCAGCCGCAGCAGAGAAAGCGACCGUACUACAGUUACCACCCCGCCCUUGGCCCUCCAGCCACCCCGGCAAACAGGUAA
Callorhinchus milii (elephant shark) is the source of this 645-nucleotide messenger RNA. Its product is annotated as claudin-4-like. The record is from RefSeq and is a predicted model, not a curated record. Gene Ontology annotation, cellular component: bicellular tight junction; plasma membrane. Lineage: Eukaryota; Metazoa; Chordata; Chondrichthyes; Chimaeriformes; Callorhinchidae. Gene Ontology annotation, molecular function: structural molecule activity. Bases 1 to 645 code for a protein of 214 amino acids. Gene Ontology annotation, biological process: cell adhesion; bicellular tight junction assembly. The transcript has a single exon.